Molecule: messenger RNA, 1389 nt
Organism: Rotaria sp. Silwood2
Lineage: Eukaryota; Metazoa; Rotifera; Eurotatoria; Philodinida; Philodinidae
Source: the annotation of a GenBank genome assembly
AUGGAAAAAUAUAGAAUACUGGGGAAAAAAGGUGAGGGUACCUUUUCCGAAGUAUUAAAAUGUCAAAAUGUACGUGAUGGAACAUUUUGGGCAGCUAAAAAAAUGAAACAAUUAUAUAAAAGCAUGGAUGAAAUUCAACAAAUACGUGAAAUACGUGUCCUUAAACAACUUAAUGGUCAUCCGAAUAUAAUUUUUCUACGUGAAAUUAUUUUUGAUAAACGAACUGGUACUCUUUGUUUAAUAUUUGAAUUAAUGACUAUGAAUUUAUACGAAUUUAUUCGUGGUCGACAACGAUUAUUACCAAGUGAAACUGUAUGCAAAUUUAUGUAUCAAUUAGUUAAAGCUCUAGAGUAUCUUCAUAGACAUACAUUCUUUCAUAGAGAUGUUAAACCAGAAAAUAUUCUUAUUAAAGAUGAUAUUUUAAAAUUAGCUGAUUUUGGAUCUUGUCGACAAACUUUAUCAAAACACCCGUAUCGAGCACCUGAAUGUUUAUUAACAGAUGGAUAUUAUCGUAAUCAAAUGGAUAUUUGGUCUGCUGGUUGUGUUAUGUUUGAAAUAAUAACCCUUCGACCUCUUUUUCCUGGCACUAAUGAAUUGGACCAAAUUAGUAAAAUUCAUGAUGUAUUAGGUACACCACCAGCUAGCACAUUAGAUAAAUUUCAACAUCGAAAUUCUGCAGUCGAUUUCAAUUUCCCUCCUCGUCGUGGUACCGGUAUUGCUCGUCAUUUAGCACAUUGUUCAUCUGACACAAUCGACUUAAUUAAUCAAUUGUGUGUAUAUGAUCCGGAUCAUCGUAUUUCAGCAACUCAAGCUCUUCACCAUACAUAUUUUGAUGUCAUAAGAAAUCAAGAAAAUGAACAAAUGCAAGAACAAGGUGGUAGUUUAUGGAAUGCUGCUCUUCGAGUAACAAAAACAAGUGAAGAUCGUUAUAUCCGAUCUGAUUCAAGUAGUAGUGGAUCAAGUGUUGAUGAGCCAAGUACAUCACCAAGAUCAAAUAUGUAUAAUUCAUCUGUAGGACAUCCACAAACGCUCAAACCUGAUUUCAAAAGAAUUCUUUAUCCUCCACCGAAAGCUCAAUCAUUGGUUGAUACUCGAAUUCAAGGUCAAUCAAUAAAGAAGCCUAUGCAACAUAAAUAUAACACAAAAACAAAAUCUACAAUUUCAAAUUAUCAUUAUUCUCAACCACAUCAAUCUCAACCUUAUUAUAGUAGUUUCUCAACAGUAGGUGCCGAUGGUUUACCUAAUCGCUCACCUACAAAUAUGCAAUCGAAUAAAAGUGGUCCAAUGUCUUUUUUACCACGGAUAUCGGGUGCUUCAGCAUUUUCAAAUUAUUCUACCACUACUGCAAAUUCUACAUUGAUAACUAACAAAGUAAAACGAAUUAAAUAA